CUCCAAACAUCACGGACAGGGUUGAUUUCAGGUGUACAUUCUCUCCUGCCGAUUGUUGUGGGCUCGAUGAUACCCUGACAGCUCAGUUGGAGGAACAAUUGGCCCCACGGUACCUUGUAGGCAACAAAUCACGAAUCAAUGACGGGUAGCUCAAACUUGUGGAUAGAUACAAAGCUUGCGGCUGAACCGAUCAUUUACGCGUCAGUUAAUUAAUAAUCUAUUCUAGAUUGUGAACUUCUGGACUUGCGAACUCAUGGUCCUUUUGUCAUUAACCCCCGCAGAUAUUAUGUUGUAAAAGUUGGAUAAGAGGAAGACAACUACUGUUAUCCCGAAGCUAUUUGUCUUUUGAUGUUUUCAUAUGCUCUAUGGCAAGAUAUCAGAUGGCGUUCAACUUGAGAAAGUACCGGGCCAUCGCCAUCUUCAUCCUCGUUCUUCUCUCUAUUCGCAUUAACAAGUCAUCAUUAAGGAACUUUCUGACAGUCGCUAUCGGUGCUGGUAUAGCAUGGACCGCCACUCCGUCGCAUUCUCGAUCGGGGGUGAUGAUAUCUAGGGCACUAAUUGUUCUUGCAAUUGCUAUGUCUCCUGUUCCAAGCGUACUUCAGUUUACUGCUCGUCAAAUCAUACAGAAAAGUUUAUCAAAGUCUAAGCCAAAAAAUGGGCAGAAUCGUUCCAACACUUCAGCCAUUGAGGACAUCCCCGCACCCUCGAACCCAGAUCCCAUUAAAAUUCUUCACAAUCCUGCGAAUGCUACUGUAGAGUAAGAGAACCCGUUAUUUUGCUGAGAUAAUACCCCUUUAUUUUAGUUUCCGGGCUAAUGAAAAUCAACCCUAAGUAUCAUCGCCGUGCACGGAUUGGGCUCCAGCGUCGAGACAACUUGGACACAUAAAGGGACUAAGAAGCUAUGGCUGAGAGACUUCCUUCAUCUGGACUUUCCAACGGCUAGGAUCAUGACAUAUAGACAUAACUCGAAAUGGAUGGGCGGUGCUACUGCCAAGGAUUUGACUGGAUAUGGCAAGCAGUUCUUGAGUGCCGUUCAAGAUAGCCGAGAGGGUUCAGAGGUAAGUCUUCCCUAGAGUUCCCAAAUACCAACAUUAGAUCUUAGACAUGGUGCUAAUUUAAUAUUACAUAAACCAGGACCGACCAAUUAUUAUCAUCGCGCACAGCUUUGGCGGGCUAUUGAUCGAGCAGGUACGUUCUCGCAGCUUACCCAUAUACAUUCAGCUUUCUGGCGCAGAUCUCUCAUUAGAUAUUUUUCUGUAUACUUAGGCACUUGUAACUGCAAAGCGACCUAUUGUUGAUGCAAGAUUCAAAGAAAAGAAUAGGAGGCUCGUUAGUAGUCUAGCAGGUAUAAUAUUUCUAGGCACGCCUCAUGCUGGUUCGGGCUACUCUCGGCUAGGACAGCUAUAUUGUCUGUUCCAUUAUUGGAACGGCUCUAGUCCAGUGCUCCUGAAUUACAUGGAUCCUGGAUCUGAAGAGACGCGCAAACUAGAGGACGAGUUCUCAAACGGGUACGAUCAUGUCAGGUCCAUCGAUUUCCAUGAGGAUGUUCCCAAUGUCAUCCUCUGGUUCCGCGUGAACUUGGUCAGUUAUAAGAACCACUCAUCUCAAUUAUUUAUACACUGACGGUAGCCUGAAUAUUCUAGGUUGUUAAUCAGGAAAAUGCUACCCGCGUAGGGCGUCGAUCGUUGCCCCUAGACACUGAUCACUAUGGAUUAAAUAAAUAUGAAAACCGUGAGGAUGCUAGCUACAAGGCCGUCAAGAGCGAAAUCAUAGAAAUGAUCAAAGCAAGAAUUGGUAAUGUACCUCGCAUCAAACUUCAACCAGGACUUUCGUGAAUAUAAAUUAACUGAGAGAAGAGAAUGAUAAGAAAGAAGAGAUCAAAAUCGGUAUGUACACCUCCGCGAAGAACAUCUGAGGUGAUUUGUCGCAUUAAAUGUUUGUGAAGAUGAUAAAUAUCAAGCCUUGCUUGAGUCCAUCGGUAACCAUCGCCAUAAUUUCAAAUCGGUCCGAGAGAAUCGACGCUCAGCAUUAACCCCUGGUACAUGUCAAUGGAUACUAGAGCAACAGGAAUUCCUGCGUUGGUCGGAGAACACAGUAAGCAAAGUCAUGUGGGUUCUUGGGAAGCCCGGUUCUGGUAAAAGCUUCAUAUCGGAGGUAAGUUGUAAUCAACUUUAAAGAUUUACCCUCUACGCAAUUGCUGAGUUUCGGCCAGUAUCUUUGUGAUUAUUAUCAACGGCAAAAAAAUAUUGUCAUGUACUUUCUAUUCGACAAAAAAAACGAAGCAAAAGAAUCACAGUCUCUGGACAAGUUCUACACAACCGUCUUACAUCAAUUGCUUGAGAGUAUCUCACAGACGCAGCCCAAAUUAGCAACUGAUUGCCUUGAAAUGGCCCGCAAGCAGAUGAAACAUAAAGACUCUGAUUCCGAUGAGCCCUUCAAAACAUCCAUAGAGAUGAUCCUAGCCAAGCUCCCGUCCUCGGCGUAUCUCAUCAUAGAUGCUUUGGAUGAAUGUAUCGGUAACACGACGGAUGCUUUAAUGAAAUGGAUUUCCUACUUGGAGUCCCUUCCAAAUCUGCGGUUGUUCAUCACGAGCCGCUCAUUAGAUUAUAUCGAAGAACUGACUUGUCAAAAAGACGGCCCGUCCUACAUCCUCCGACUUUCUUCAGUUAUUCAUCAAUCAAAAAAAGACAUUCGCCUCUACAUUAAUCAGCGUAUAAAGAAGCCCGGUCAUAAGUUUCCUGACAAUAUGAGUGCGGUGGUAAAGGAACUUGAAGCAAAAUGCAAUGUACGUGGACAUCUUCCCCAGUGACUUCACACUUAUCGAAGCAUACUCUGACUUAAUCAGGGAAUGAUCCUUUAUGCAAGACUUAUGCUCGAUAUCCUCGAGAAAGUCCCUGGUAACGAGAAUCUGCUCCUUGAAGAAUUGAAGAAGUUACCAAAUGACUUGGCAGAACUCUAUUCAAACCUGCUCAAGGAGAUUAAGUCUCCCGACUUGGCAGUUAAAACUUUUAGAUGGUUGGUGACAUGCAAAACUCCUCCGACCUCAGAUGCGCUUCAUGGUGUUUAUAAGCUGAGCGGCGGACCAGAAAAUAACAUAAGCAGAGACCGAUUCAGAAGCUUUCUUAUAGAGAAAUGCUCCCCACUCAUUGAGAUUCUCGAAAAUGACACCGUCAGGCUUGUUCAUACCACUGUGUCUGAAUUUCUCAAAGGAGAUUCUAUUGAGGAAAGCCGUACUAAAUGCCCCGAUUUAUUUCUUGUCAGACCAGGCGAGGGCCACCAAUUCGUUGCCCUCAUCUGCGUGAAAUGUCUUCAACUCAACCAGCAAGAUACUCAACUCUCGCAAAACCUUUACGAAUACUCGGUGCGUGAGUGGGAAACUCACAGUAAGCUGGGCGAGGUUCAAAUCGUGGACUGUAGCACAGACAAGGAGGUGCUGAUCUCAUUCUGUACGGGGCCUAGAUUUCACGCCUGGCUGGACGCGCGUGGACAGUUAGAUGGCCGGUUCAAAAUGUACUUUGCACUUGGUCACCAGCGGAUCUACCCAACUGCUUUGCACAUCGUUAUUCUUUUCGACUUGUGGUUUUUGGGAGAGCACUUUCUGUGCCAAGACAUAUUGCAUCAAAAAAUGCUGAAUGCACGUGAUGCAACCGAGAGUACCCCGCUUCAUUUAGCGGCUUCUCAAGGACAUCCCCGCAUUGUUCGUGCCCUACUUAAGGCUGGAGCUCGAACAGAUAUCAAAGAUAUGAACGACUCACUUCCUUUGCAUCGCGCUGUGCGUCGCGGAAAUUCGGAAACUCUCAUCGAAUUAGUCGGUAGAUAUAACGAAGUAGAUCUCCAGGCUCGCGACAAGUACAAACUGACGCCUCUCCAUAUUGCCUGCCAGCUCGGAUGGGAUAAAUGCGCUGAAAUUCUUAUCAAUUGUGGCGCUUCAGUCUCAGAUGAUACCCAUGCAGUGGAAAGUCCGAUUGCAUUUGCUAUUGCCAACGGACAUCUUCCAGUCGUGCAGGUACUUCUGAAACAUGACCCCUCCUUGAUCAAAGAAUGUGGCAAGCCCCUCAUCCAAGCGGCAAGAAAAGGUGCCAAUGAUAUUGUGGAAUUUCUUUGUGACAACAAAGUCGAUAUGUCCUAUAAAGACGGGCUAGGCCAGACCGCACUUCAUAAGGCAUGCAUCUCAGGUGAUUUGACAAUGGUGAAGAAACUAUUGAGCUUGUCUGUACCCGUGGAUCCACUCGAUAACUCUGAACGCGCCCCUCUGUAUUUUGCAGCGGAAAAAGGCUUUCUGGAAAUUGUGGAUGUACUUAUCAAAGCCAAAGCUGAUGUGAACAACCUCGAUCGAAGGAGAGAAACGGCAUUGUUCAAACCAGCCGGCAAUGGACAUUUCGACGUAGUGGCUCGCUUACUUGAUGCUAACACUGAUGCAACGAUACUUGAUCUCUGGAAUAGGACCCCGCUGCGAUUUGCUGCCCGCAAGGGUCAUAUCGAAAUUGUCAAAAUGUUACUAGAACGAACCAAGAUUGACCAGGAGUUCCCUGACUGGGUUGGUCGAACAACCCUUCACAAUGCAGCUGCCUCUCUGCGAGAGGGUCAAGAGUCUGUCAUUGACUUGCUCAUUGAGCAUGGGGCUAAUCCUAAAGCGAUAGUCACGUCUGAUGGGGGCUCUGCGCUUCAUGCAGCCAUUCUUCGUGAGAAGGGUCAACCCCCGGCAACGGCUGCAUUAAUCGAUCGACUUAUCAAAAAUAAGGUUCCACUAGAAAUUGUUGAUAAACGUGGCUACACGGCGCUUUUUCUAGCAGUUAACAUCAAUGUUGAAGCCGGCAAGCUCCUGCUCGAGGCCGGCGCGCCCCUCGAUUGCGAAUCCUUGCACGCUACAAUCCAGACGGGCAAUGUGGACUUAUUGGAAGAAUGCCUAAAACUAGACUCCUGUCCUAAAUUGUCAGGGAGAGAUUCUUGGGGUAUGACAGCUCUUCACCUCGCGGCGAUUCUAGGUCGCGACAAUAUUGUGAAGAAACUCCUGGAAGCCGGAGCACCGACAAGAUGUUGGGACAUGAACAACAUGGACCCUCUCAUGUGUGCACAACAAUAUAAUCACAUCAGCACCGUAAGCCUACUUCAAAAUGCACAGUUAUUACCCAUGGGUGAUUACCAGUCUCGCGUAGAGCAGGGUAUUUGGGGUCGAACUGCUUUGCACUGGGCUGCAGAAGCCGGGGAAGACCUAGGUACAUAUAUCAUGGACGAAUCUCUAAGUCAUAUUAUCGAUGAUUUGGAUGACUUACAUUGCACUGCUCUGCAUUUAGCAGUGUUAUCAGGAUCAUUGAAGACAGUCCAGCAGCUUCUAUCUGCUCACGCCCAGACAGGCCUUGCCGAUACUUUAGGCAAAACUCCACAACAUUACGCAACUAAACAGCCAGAUGUCAACAUCCUAAAAGCUAUCAUUUCAGCAAAAGCUGAUAUUGAUGUUAAGGAUGACUGGUCGCGAACACCUCUGCACUUAGCUGUCGAGGAGGGUCAUGCAGCAUUAGUAGAGGAACUGAUGCGUGCUGGUGCGAAAUUAUCGGAAGAUAAUGCCAAAAAUAAUCCCCUGCAUAUCGCUAUCACUUCGGGAAAAGAUGAAAUAGUCCGUAUUAUAUUAAAUAGCAAAUGUGGAAAAGCAGCGGUGCUACAACGGGACGGUGACGACAGGACUGUAUUACAUCUUGCCUCUCAGUUUGGCAGAUCGAAUAUCCUGACGGAUAUUUUCGAUUGCGUUCCAGAACCUGCUUCUAUAAUUGACUGCAAGGACUCGGAAGAAAAGACGGCGCUUCACUUAAGUGCCCUCUAUGGGCACCCCGAAAUUACUCGAAAGCUUAUUGAUAGAGGGGCUAUUGUAUACAAGGUAGAUAAAGACCGAUUCAUGCCCGUCCAUUUUGCGGCCCGGGCCGGUCAUGAAGAAAUCGUGAAAGAUCUCAUUAAUGCUCUUCCGCGGCAUGUUGAUUGGUAUCUUCAGAAAUCCGAUCAGUCACCUCCAGCCACCGAGUUGGAUGCCGUUUAUUACGAGCAAGCUUUUUGGGAGGCUUUGUAUCAUACUCAAGCUGUUACAUUGAAUCGAGAAAAAAAUUGCUGGGAAAUGUCCGAGGAGAAGUUGACUCCUGAAUCUCGAGAAACGCUUCGAAAUGGAAUUAUUUCGGAGUUGAAUAUAUUUGAUAAGAACGAUAAUAGCAUUCCCAGCACAAUACUGAUGCAGGCUGUUGAGGGACGCCACGAAAAGAUGGUCAGGCUUAUUCUUCAAAUGAUUCCUGAAAUGCCUAUACAAGCGAGAUCCUACCAUUACUCCAAUGUUCUAUCCCUAGCUGCACGAAAUGGAGAUACAAAAAUAGUAUCUCAACUCAUCGAGCACAAAGCGGAUCCAAACGCUAUUACCGAUAUGCAGGACACAUGUCUACACGAGGCUGCAAAAAAUGGACAUGAUGAAGUCAUCAAACAACUCGUUGUCGAAGGCGCCAAUGCGGAUCUCGCUCGUCUUCAUGACGGCUACACGCCUCUUCAUCUGGCAGCGGAAAACGGACACACCAAAGCGGUCGAAGUACUUUUACAUGUCGCUUAUUUGAACGUUCGAAAUGAUUUGGGACGGACCCCUCUACAUUGUGCGUGUCUGAAAGGACAUGAGAAUGUUAUCAAUUCUCUACUUGAUGCGAAUGCUGAUGUAUCGGUGCGAGAUUAUGAAAUGCGGACACCGCUAGAAAUAGCGAUCGAAGUGGGUAUCUCGGAUGAAGUACGAGAAAAGAUCCAGAGUAGGGCUAUUUUGCAGAAAGUUCAGGUUUGAGACUUAGAGCCUGGUUGAGAUUACUAUGUGUUGUUUUUAAUUUGGUCAUCGAGAGCUUCUGGGUGGUUGCUUGCCCGUACAGGAUAUGAACCUCUAACGUAUUGACUACCUACGGCGCUCUCUCCACACAUAAACUCACUCAUCAAGUCAUCAACUCAACCACUUCGAAUUCAACCUCUUUAUUUUCCUUCCAUAAUUACUGUCAGAAAUAGUGAAUUAUGAUGACAAAUGCACUAUUCACAUUACGUACAACCUCAAUAUUAUUGAGGCCACAUAGUAAUAGCUUCAAUUAUACAAUCAUUACACCCUGAAUCAUAUUUUGUGAUAAUU
Molecule: messenger RNA, 7129 nt
Organism: Sclerotinia trifoliorum
Lineage: Eukaryota; Fungi; Ascomycota; Leotiomycetes; Helotiales; Sclerotiniaceae
Source: the annotation of a GenBank genome assembly